Messenger RNA from Cyprinodon variegatus (sheepshead minnow), 1765 nucleotides. It is a transcript of the gene cldn2, whose product is annotated as claudin-9-like. Bases 604 to 1419 code for a protein of 271 amino acids. Gene Ontology annotation, molecular function: structural molecule activity. The record is from RefSeq and is a predicted model, not a curated record. NCBI's taxonomy places the organism in Eukaryota, Metazoa, Chordata, Actinopteri, Cyprinodontiformes, Cyprinodontidae. Gene Ontology annotation, cellular component: bicellular tight junction; plasma membrane. The transcript has 2 exons. Gene Ontology annotation, biological process: cell adhesion; bicellular tight junction assembly.
AAAAAAUGACAGAUGAGAAAUGAUUAACCUGGCUGCCAACAGGAAUGUAUGUGACUAUCAGAUUUAACAGUUUCAGUGUGUGUGCAUGACUUUAGGUGAAGGUCUACAUGAGGGACACCGUCCCAAAUCUUAAAUAAAGACCCAGUCUGAUCGAGGCAGAGAUGAGAGACACAACGACGUAGAGAAUUUCUUUCUCUGCUUUUUUUUUUCGUUUCAAGAGGAUCAGCUGUAAAAUGCAGAGCUUUAAAUGCAUUCUUCAUCUGGUUAGUCCUUAAACUGUUUUAUUGGCUCACUUCGUCUGAUCCAGCCCGUGCCAUUCAGCAGCAGCACCACAGCUACCACUAUGUUAAAGACUGAGGGAGCAGGCAGAGUCUGAUCCAGCCAGAAGAAAAUAUUUUCGUAGUUGGAGGAGCAGCAGGUUAGAAAGGAAUAGCCGUGGUGGAUCCAAUCAGCUGGGGCUGCAGGCUUCAUCUUUUUCCCUCAACCUCCUCAUCCUCUGCAGCUGCAACUUCACCUGCAGCAAAGGAGCAUAAUCAAAUCCUCAGUGUCGGGCUCUUCCCUAACCUGCAGAAGUCUCAGAUAUCCGUCUUUGCUGCAGUUGAAAUGGCGUCCCUGGCUCUGGAGCUGAUGGGCUUCAUCCUGGGUCUCCUCGGCAUGCUGGGAACGCUGGUGGCCACGGUGCUGCCUUACUGGCAGAUCUCUGCUCACGUCGGCUCCAACAUCGUCACAGUUGUGGUGAACAUGAAGGGCCUGUGGAUGGAGUGCGUCUAUCAGAGCACAGGGGCCUUUCAGUGUGAGACCUACAGCUCCAUGCUGGCGCUUUCUGCUGACCUGCAGGCCUCUCGCGCUCUCAUGGUCAUUUCCGUCGUGCUGUCCAUCUUUGCGGUUGCCAUAGCCUCCCUAGGGAUGCAGUGCACCCUUUGCUUGGAGAAUGCAGGGUCGGCUAAGAGCCGCGUGGCCGGGGCUAGCGGGGUUUUGUUUCUCACUGGAGGUUUCCUGGCUCUUAUUCCUGUAGCGUGGACCACACACGAGGUGGUCCAGACCUUCUACAGCCCAAACAUACCUGCCGGCAUGAAGUAUGAGCUAGGUGAAUGCCUGUACCUCGGCCUGACCUCUGCGCUGGUCUCCAUGUUGGGUGGGGGGAUGCUGAGUGUCUCCUGCAGCGAGGAGCAGGAAGGCGGCCGUGGGAGGCGGCAUGGAGGAUAUCCUUAUCCAGCAGGCGUUGGCAUGUCCGUCGCAGGACCUCGAACAACUUCACAGACCUACCGGAACCCCACCCUGCAGGCGGGGGACAUCCACCCGGCCAGCAGGGGGCAGACACUAGUACGAAAUACUAGCAGCUCAGAGUCGAGCGCUCCCAGAGCCCCAGGAGUGAAGAAGCCCACCGCAGCAGGAUAUGACAUCACAGGAUAUGUCUGACAUGUUUCCAGCACUCCAUGAAUGAAAACCAACUGAAGGUUCUGUUAAAGUACUGAAUAUGGAAGGAGGCAGAUUUUAAUGGACUUUAAUAAGCUUUUUUUUUUUUGUAACCUUAAAUACUUUGAGCUUUAUUACUGUGUCCAUAAAGUUUUUAUUUCUACAGUGACAAUGUCUUCCAGGUUUCAGCUCUUUUACAAUAAAUAAAACAUGGAUUAAAAAGUUGCCUUUUUACAGGAAGAUCCUUGUCUUUGCUGGUAGUUGGGUUUGUUUGGGACGAGCGGUAUGGGAAUAUUCUGUAUUCAUUCAUUGCCUUUGAAUAUCCGUUCACUUUAGCUUCUCUGCUUUA